Drosophila mojavensis is the source of this 2435-nucleotide messenger RNA. RefSeq lists its product as uncharacterized. The record is from RefSeq and is a predicted model, not a curated record. The transcript has a single exon. The coding region runs from base 1039 to 2037 and encodes 332 amino acids. NCBI's taxonomy places the organism in Eukaryota, Metazoa, Arthropoda, Insecta, Diptera, Drosophilidae.
AACGAAUUCACAAGUGAAAUUUUUGUUUUUCCUUUUUUUUUCUUUUUUGAGAUCUUUACAUGAGUUGACGACUUAAAGUUUAGAAAGUCGGAAAAUCAUUUGCAGCCGCAGCUAAUUUCACUCUUAUGCAUUACGAAGCUGUCAAUCAAGAGUGAAAUUUGAAGCUGCAACCCUUCCGGCUGUGCCGCACAUAAUAAUGUUGGCUGCUGUAAGGCUACUAAUGCGGCAACAACAACAACAGAGCCCUGCAGCAUUAGCUCAUACCUGAGCUUAAACUCAGCUAUGCUGCUCGAAAUGGGUCACUCACGCCAGGUGCCUGAAAUGUGUCAAAUGUGGCCUGCAGCCAAUCAGGCAACCAGUAGCGCCUGCCUAGCGCUCACGCCAAUAGCCGCUUAAUAAGCGCAUAGAAUGCGGCCACAAAUCACAGGCGCUGAAAGCAACAACAAAAAGCGCUCAAAAUUGCAGCUCUAUAACUCCAGCUCGUCUCACUGCCUCAGCUAAGCCGGCACCUGUUACGCGCUGAGCAGCACUUGCUAGGCGUAUAAGAGAGAGUGAGAGAGAGAGAGCGGCUCAGUUCAGAUCAGAGAGCUAGUUUGUUGGCAUGUGUGUGUGUAUGUGUGUGCGAGAGCGCGUGCCUGAUCGUGAGGUGAAUUUCAGCCGGCUGUGUUGAGUUUGACCUGCAUCAACCUGUGCGCUCUCUCUCUCUCUCUCUGUUUGCUUCUGCUGUGUUGAACUUUCUGUUUGUCGAAACAACUUUCGACGCACGCGCAACGGCUUUAGUAGCGAUCGCGACUUCAAAGCGCACAGUUUGUAUGACGCUCGUAGUGAGAAUUGCGCGCAAUUUAUUUUCGAUUUUCAUUGAUUUCUCGUUCUGUUAUUGAUUUUACGCACGUAAUUAGCACAAACGGAUUGGCUGUUAAUUGCAGCGGACAGUAAUUGCUGUGCAGCCGACAGGCGACAUACCAGUGCAACGGUGUCAAUUGAUUUGAUUUGAUUUGUGAUGCGCUAAUUGGCAGCAGCUUCAAUUGUGUUCCAAAUAUGUCCAAGCUGUUGGCCAAGAAGCGCUGGUGGAAAAUCUGCUUGCCCCACUCGCAAAAUGAUGCCAACAAAAACUAUCGCGAAGUUAUACGACACAGCGAAUGCGCUUCGGUUCUGGCCAUUACGGAUACUAGCAGCAGCAGCAGUAGCGGGAGCGGGAGUGGGAGUGGAAGUGGAAGUGGAAGCGGCAUUCAAAGCUGUGAUAGUGUAUCGAAAAUAUCCCAACCGGAUGCUGGCAAAUUGUUUCCGCGCAAUAUGCCAAGCAUACGACGCAGUCGUCGACGUUCCACAGAGCGCAAGGAAAACGUUUCGGCUCCUGCUCAGGCAGCAGCUGCUGCUCCCACUCCGGCUGCUGCUCUAACCGUGCAUCGCACACAUCAGUCGCGCCAAUCGACAGUCACCAAAUUGACGCCACGCAAGCUCAAGUCGAAUUGCUCAAAGCAGCGCCACUUGGUCAAAUCUGCGGUGAAGACCAAAACGAGGGUCAAGCUGGCGCCCUACGACAUCUCACUCGAGCUGCCAGCGCCUGGCUGUGUGAACGAAACUGCGCCAAGCUUGGCACGCGCUCUGCACUCGCAGCAAUCGAGUUUGAUAAGCAGCGAUCUGUCUAGCGACUGUUUGCCCGCCAAGCAGGAGGAACAUUUCCACUCAUCGGGCAUCUCCUGCAAUGGCGAAACCGAUGACGACGUGGAGGUGGCCAUGUUAACCGGCUGCCUCAGUCCGCAGCAGCUGCAGCGCGUACAGCAUCGAAACAGACCCAAUCAACGGUUGCCACUGAAUGAGCUGCUCAGUUUAAAUGUUUGCCGGAAUCGAAACGCUGUUUGGCUGCACAAUACGCAAACGGAUCAAUUGCUGGACUGUGGGCGUGGCAACUGCGAAACAGCAGCCAUUGCCGAUGAUAUGCAAUUAAGCGAUAUUGAAGAACAAUUGGCCAAGUUUGAUGGCCAGCAACAACAACAACAAGAGCAACAACAUCAGCAACUGGCUGCCAAAACGUGAGUUCAACCUUAUUCGAGAGCACUUAGAAAGCAAAGCGUAUUGCCCAUAAUUCUCUAAUCCAAGUCGAAUACCUCAAAAGGAGAGCCCCAACAGGUUGUUAAGAUAAUCUAUAUCUAUAGAUGAGAAGCUAUCUACCCUAGCUGCCUCCCAAUUGGAGCGGCAACAGCGGCAAAACUAAUUUGAAAUGCGUUUGACGCGUUUUACAUUCCGUCCCCAGCCCCUCUGUUUUCGGCUCUGUUAUCCGAACCUGUGGGAAUAGCAAAUGGAAUUAAUGAGCCACAGAGCCCAGACCCACUGAUAGGAGCUUAGCUCAUAUGGAACAUUUUAUGGGCUAGUUUAAUGGCUGUUUAAUAGCUUUAUAUGGACGGCGCUCUAAAAUGCUCAUAAAAAGCUUUCAC